This is a messenger RNA of Penicillium manginii, 4653 nucleotides long. RefSeq lists its product as uncharacterized. The record is from RefSeq and is a predicted model, not a curated record. Lineage: Eukaryota; Fungi; Ascomycota; Eurotiomycetes; Eurotiales; Aspergillaceae. The coding region runs from base 1 to 4653 and encodes 1550 amino acids. The transcript has a single exon.
AUGUCGUCGUACAAUCGUGGCGACCGUCGCAUGCCGUCGAAUAAUCAAUCUGCCCAACCUGCAGACAUAUCACAUCGAGAUACCACCACCUCUAGAAUGACAUACGCGCCUCAAAUCCCUCGAUCUCAAAUUGCACGACCUCUCAAAUUUAUACCUCGAAGUAGUAGAGCCUCAUCUGUAUCUGCGGCAGAAGGAAUUGGUCAAGUACCAGCUUUAUCAACGUCAACGCUACAGCCGGCCACUCGUACCAAGCGUCUGUCGAUGCUCCCACGCCCAAGUACUGGUGAACCACAAUCAUCGAUAUCCCCUGCAUCGUCAAUAUCGCCUCAGUUCUCAACUCAAUCGAUACCCUCGUCUAUAUCUACACCCGAUAUCACCAGCCCAUCUGCAUUCAUACCUACAUACCAAGCGCCCCCUCCAAAACGACCUCGCAACGUGCUUCGGAGAAAAGCACCAACAAUAGGAAAACAUGUGGAACAGCAGUCUCAAAAGUUGAGCCUCCUCAUACCCCAAACGUUUUGCUCUGUGGAAAUGAAAGACAUCAAACCUCAAACAUUUCCUAGCUCGCAAUCGAUUGAGCCACAGGAACUCGCACGCACCUCGGCCAAUGAGGGAGAUCAUUAUGUUAUGGAUACACCAACAACUCAGGGCCCGGUGGAACUGGCAAGUCUUCGUACAGCAGUCUCCACUGAGCCCCUACCACCCUCAAGCACUCCCCUCAUUCCUUCUGCGAGUACUCCUUCGACCAGAUAUUCGGAAUCUCCUGGCAUGUGGAGUCGUGGCUCGACACCAACCUCACUGUCUUCAUAUUCGCCAGGCAUUGUGCAUUCGACCAAAGUUGGCCGUUUGAGGCAGCUAAACACAUCAAAAACCAGAUUGCCAGUCUUUUCGCCUCCGGCCACAACUACCAGUCCACAGAGCGCGACAGUUGAGCAUGCAGAGUUGAAACCGCAAAGAAAGACAACACCCAAGUUGCCUGCAUCAUUGACUGCCGGCACGAGACCAGCUGUCAAUACUCCCAAUCACCCCAGGAAACCCGCUAUCGCCACCUUCAAAGGCCCACCACAUAGCCCGCCUCCAAGGAAGUCAUCGACGAAGUUCAGCCCACCGAAAGAUGUUGAUAUUGACGUCGAAAAGGCCAAGAAAGAAGUUGAAGAAGCUGAGCUAGAACUUUUCAAUUCGCAUCGUUCGAGAGCUGUCAUUUCGAGCCCAGAGCCAAGUGUGCCCAAGACUCCACCACGACCUAGCAGAGACGGUACACCACGUUUAGAUCUUGAAGCGUCGCCCGUGAUAAAGAGCAAUCUACCAUAUCUGAGGUCGACGGGUCAUACGCGUCGCGAAUCAGCGGAAAGGAUACGGAUUCAAGGACAGAAAAGCACUACUCCCAUUCCGAAUCACUCUGCUGCCACCUCAACAGACUCUUUGCGGUCUAAGGAUAUAUCACGGACUCCAUCACGCGAAGCUGGCUCUCCUGUUAUGGCCCGAAAAUCACCUCGAACACUGACCAAAGAGCCACCUGGAGAGAGAUCUGAGUCAAGAAUAGUGGCCGCCUCUCCCAAACGGUUUGGUCUUUUCUCCAAGAAGUCAAAACCUGACCUGGAUGAUUCAUCGAUUGACCAAGGUCGCCCGGCUCGCAAAGGACCGGUCGCAGGGACUGGCCAUGAGGGAUAUGGGAAAUACUCUCAGCGGGGCCGGAAAGCAAGUGCUAGCGGCAACACUGGUACGAGAGCGAGAUCAACGAGCACAACAAGGAGUGUUUCUCGCUCAGUAGCCAGCAGCAAAGGGAGCAUGUCUAGUCGACCUGAUUUUGAGUUGGAUGACUUCUUCUCAAGCCGACUUGAACCGGUCGUUAUUACGGGUGGAGGCCUGGAUGGGGGAACUCUUUCCAGAACCCAAAGUGAGCAGAGCAUCAGCAGCAUGAGCGUGACUUCGUCAAUUCUUCCUCAUCCGACACCACUUACAUCUUCAACUGUGCAAUCCACUGAGUCAUUGGCUACUUCUACGGGCACUUUUGGGGAAACAAAUACGCCCAAUGAAUCCGUGGUGAGUCUUGGACAUAUUAGAAGCAAGAGUCCGGUGAAAAGACCUACUGUUGUCAAUUCCCAGGCCCAAAAGUCACGAAUGCCGGUUCCUAAAGGAAAAACGAGUACGCUGGCUUCCAGUCCCAGUGCCACGUCCCUUUCGAGCCACAACACAGGUUUAAUAGCAAAACAAGCCCCGAAAGUCACUUCAAUAUCACCCUCCGCCAAGCAAGCGCCUGUAAAACCGGAGGAGCAGCAUAUCAAGAAAUCAAGGUCCUCACGUUGGAACCCAUUCCACCGCGGCCGUGGCAACGAUGUCAAGGCACCUGCCCAAGCUGUACCUGUACCUGCGCCAGCUUCUCACGCGGCCCAGCUUCAUGCUGCUAUCUCUCCUGUUCUGAAUACCCGGCCUAUUGCUCACUACGCAAUUGUUGACGAAGAUUCCGAUGAGCUCGAUAGAAUUAUCAGCAACAUCGAGCAUUCACCACCGACUGAAGAAGAGAUGCCUGUCGCUUCAGUGGAGAUUCCUGCGGGACUGAAUAUCAAGAAAAGACAGCCAUCAAUCCUACUCCGCUCUCCGCCCAAAAUGCAUGGUGAAUUUGAUAGCGACAAGCCUUCCCCGAAGACCGCCAUGUUCAAUCGCAAUAUCAUGGGCCCAGAACCUGAGAGUAGCCCCGAAGACCGCCGGCCAAGAAGACUUGCCUCUGUGGGCCGGAUUCCAAAGGUAGUCUCGAGGCGUGAUAGACAGCUGAGACAUGAUAUGCAGUCCUUUUCUCGGCCUUUCAGUGUUGCGGAGUCGCUAUCUAUCCCGGCCCCGGUACUGGAAAGCCAAAAUGAAAAUCAUCGACUUGAUCAAUCUCCAAGCCACGGGGUCAACUUGUCAGCAAGCAGGCCUUUAGAUUGGGGAUAUGGCUACAACCCAGUGUUUAGCGCACCUGAGCAAAUCAGCGCCUUGGACUUCCUUGCUGGCCCUUACUCGGCUAGUGAGUUUCUUCACUUCUCGCCUCCGCACAAAGGAUCUGUUUCAUCAAGCAGUUCCGGAGCCCUCGCUGCUGUCACUGCUGUUGUUCCCGGUACAGCCACUGCGCCGACCCAAGAUGAGGUGUGGAACGAGUAUGAUGACCUCAUAGAUCACUUCUCCCCGGAAGAGCCAAAGCCCGAUGAGUCCGCUAAAACCGAGGAUCAAUCGAGAUUCCAGAAAGCAACAAUGGCGAGCAGAGCUCUUCAGGAUGGCAUAAAGAAUUCUAACUCGCUUCAGCCACCAUCCCUGCCAACAGGUGAGGAGUCGAAUAGAAUCAGCGGCGAUUCGGUUCACCUUCGCCGAUCAAGAAUUGUCUCUGCUUUGUAUUCACCAUUGGCCCCUUCAACGCAGCCGUCGUAUAGCGAUCUUAUUUCUAGCUACGAAGAUCGUGAAGAAACCAUUGGCAGUCCUCGAAAUCCCAAGUUGGAAUUUUCAGACCAUGUCCAGCGUCAGCAAUCAACGUUCUUGCAUUCCCUCGCAGCAGUUCCUCCAACGAAGCCAAAGUCGGAUGGACUGAGAGGUGUUUAUGAGCCCUCCGAGCGUGACUGGGAUGCGGUGACCCAUACCAAUAUGCGGUCUGCCUCUCUAAUGACUAGUCGUUGGCUAUCAUUUGGGCGGGUUCUCUUCAGCCCAGCACACAAUCAUGUUAAGUCUGGAACGCAUGGGAGAAUACUUGUGAUUGACGGUCUUGGGAAUGAUGAUUGGUCAUUUUACUGCUCCUUGACCUACCCUGACGCGGAAGUAUAUAGUCUAAGCAGCCGGCCAGUUUCCACGGCCAUCCCUCACCCUGCUGCCUGGCAGCCCCCGACAAAUCAUCACACAGUCUACCAUGCUGGGUUACAAAACCCUCUCCCAUUUCCAAAGGACUAUUUUGCAGUUGCAGUCCUAAGAUUUCCCGCAACAACGUCUGAGGCGGUGCAAAGCAAUAUGCUUCAAGAGUGCAGGCGAGUUCUUCGUUCUGGCGGCUACCUCGAAAUGAGUGUGUUAGAUCGAGACAUGGUGAAUAUGGGUGUUCGCACCCGCAAAGCCGUUCGGCGAUUGAAAGAAAUGACAUGUCUUGCCAAUUCAACAAUCAGCCUCAGCCCAGCAAGCGAUAGCGUCCAACGACUCAUCGGCACUCAAGGAUUUGACAACCUCCGCCGCUGCAUGGUCCGUAUUCCAGUCGCGGGAAUGGUUGUCCGAUCUUCCGACUCGACAACAUCAUCCUCGAGUCGGUCCUUUUCUGCAUCAGCCGGUACCCAAUCAACCGGAUUCUCCUUUCCUCAUACUUCUGCAUCUGUCUCGACAGCGACAGGAAGCCAGAGUACACGGACAGCAUCCAAAUCGUCCCCUUCAGACGAUAAUAUCUCUUUGUGGGACCUCCUCUCAGACCCCUCUCCUUCUGCUGCGAAUGACGAGUCCAUUGCAAAGAUUGUGGCUCGUGUUGGUCGUUGGUGGUAUACCAAAUGCUACGAAGACCCAGUUCUCCCCAAUACGGGCGACAAUGACCCCAGCAUGUGGAAUGAUCGCAAGACGCUCCGCGAGUGUCAAAAGCGAGGCACUGGAUUCCGCAUGCUCAUUGCAUACGCACAGAAGCCGAGUGAGGUUAAACGUCGCACAGCAAGCGUUUAA